This is a messenger RNA of Cicer arietinum (chickpea), 2515 nucleotides long. Its product is annotated as pentatricopeptide repeat-containing protein At4g37170. Gene Ontology annotation, biological process: RNA modification. NCBI's taxonomy places the organism in Eukaryota, Viridiplantae, Streptophyta, Magnoliopsida, Fabales, Fabaceae. Gene Ontology annotation, molecular function: protein binding; zinc ion binding; RNA binding. The record is from RefSeq and is a predicted model, not a curated record.
UAUAUUAAAGAAACACAUGACAAAAAUUGAAAAAGGAGUACACAAUCUCCCAAGGCAAAAUGAUUUAUAUGACUAACUAACCAUAAGCAAAAGAACAACAACUUAUCAGCCAAACUCAAACAGUGGUCUCUUUCUUGUGCAGUAAUCAAAACCAUUUUCCAAGCGUCAUUCAUGGCGUCAUUUCGGAGAGCUUUUUCCUCUUCCUCUCAAUUCCUCAACACCAAAGACACUACCCUUUCUCGCCUUUCCGAGCACCGCAAACUUGAAGAAAUCGUUGAUGUUUUAUGUCAACAGAAGCGUCUCAAGGAAGCCGUUGAUUUCCUCCACCGCAUUCACCAACCCUCUCCUCGUCUUUACUCCAAUCUCAUUGCCGCUUGUCUUCACCAUCGAUCUCUUGAAUUAGGUAGGAAGGUCCAUGCUCACACCAAAGCUUCUAACUUUAUUCCCGGCAUUUUCAUUUCCAAUCGUUUGCUUCAUAUGUAUGUCAAAUGUGGGGGACUUAUCGAUGCCCAGAGCCUGUUUGAUGAAAUGUCUCAAAAGGAUUUGUGUUCUUGGAAUACCAUGAUUGCUGGUUAUGCUAAUCUUGGUCAUCUUGAACAAGCUAGGAAACUGUUUGAUGAAAUGCCUCAGAGAGAUAACUUCUCUUGGAACGCUGCUAUAUCUGGUUAUGUUAGCCAUCAUCGACAUAGGGAAGCUCUUGAUUUGUUUAGAACGAUGCAGGAGCAUGAGAGUUCCAAUUCUAAUAUGUUUACUUUGUCUAGUGCUUUGGCAGCGGCAGCAGCUAUUCGGAGUUUGCGUCUUGGGAAGGAAAUUCAUGGUUAUUUAGUAAGGACUGAGUUGAAUUUGGAUGAGGUGGUUUGGAGUGCUCUUUUGGAUUUGUACGGUAAAUGUGGGAGCUUAGAUGAAGCUAGGGGUAUUUUUGAUCAGAUGGUGGAUAGAGAUGUUGUUUCUUGGACUACCAUGAUUCAUAGAUACUUUGAAGAUGGAAGAAAGGAAGGGGGGCUUUCCUUGUUCAGAAAUUUGAUGGGGUCGGGUGUUAGACCAAAUGAGUAUACGUUUGCCGGUGUUUUAAAUGCGUGUGCUGAUCUUGCUAUUGAACGCAUUGGAAAGGAGGUUCACGGGUACAUGAUACGAGUAGGGUACAACCCAUGUUCGUUUGCUGCAAGUGCUCUCGUUCAUUUGUACUCAAAGUGUGGGAACACUGAAAUUGCAAGAAGGGUGUUCAACAAGAUGCCUCGUCCGGAUUUGGUAUCAUGUACUUCUCUAAUUGUUGGGUAUGCUCAGAAUGGUCAACCCGACAUGGCUCUUAAUUUCUUCGAAUUGCUACUUCGGUCGGGUACAAAGCCUGAUGAAAUUACCUUUGUUGGGGUUCUUUCCGCAUGUACUCAUGCUGGAUUAGUGGAUAAAGGGUUGGAGUAUUUCCAUUCAGUAAAGGAGAAGCACGGCUUGAUGCAUACUGCAGAUCAUUAUGCAUGCGUUAUUGAUUUAUUGGCACGAUCUGGACGAUUCAAAGAGGCAGAAAAUAUCAUUGAUAACAUGCCCAUGAAGCCUGAUAAAUUCCUCUGGGCAUCCUUACUUGGAGGAUGUAGAAUACACGGGAACAUUGAACUAGCUGAAAGAGCAGCAAAAGCAUUAUUUGAGAUAGAACCAGAAAAUCCAGCUACCUAUAUCACCCUUGCUAAUAUUUAUGCUAAUGCCGGUUUGUGGACUAAGGUAGCCAAGGUUAGAAAGGAUAUGGAAAAUAGGGGAAUAGUAAAGAAGCCAGGUAAGAGCUGGAUUGAGAUUAAAAGACAAGUCCACGUGUUCCUAGUAGGGGAUAAAUCCCACCCCAAAACAAGUGAUAUUCAUGAAUUCUUAGGAGAACUCUCGACGAAAAUGAAGGAAGAAGGGUAUGUUCCAGACACAAACUUUGUGCUACAUGAUGUGGAAGAGGAGCAGAAAGAGCAAAACCUUUUUUACCACAGUGAGAAGCUUGCUGUUGCCUUUGGAAUCAUUUCAACUCCACCAGGAACUCCAAUCAAGGUUUUUAAAAAUUUAAGAACUUGUGUAGACUGUCACACUGCUAUGAAAUAUAUAUCAAAGAUUGUUCAAAGAAAAAUAAUAGUGAGAGAUUCAAAUAGGUUUCAUUGUUUUGAGGAUGGAAGUUGCUCGUGCAGAGACUAUUGGUAGUAGUGCACUACACAACAUUAGCAGCUUUGUUUAGCAUUAAUACAUUGGUACUUUCAGUGUAUUAUCAAUGUGGAAGAAAACACAGUCUUACAGUUGCAUUGAUCAACUUCAUUUGCCUUCUUUCGCUUUCAUUCGAAUGCCGAUUGUUGGAAAGCUGUACUCUCAGUCUCACCUGAGGUAGGAAGAAUGGUUAUGUAGGAACAUGCUGGUAGAGGUCAUGGUUGGUUAAUGGUUAUUCACCUUUGGUAGUGGGAAAAAAAGAGCAUAGUGCAUGUCAUCCCUUGCUGAAAGUGAAUGGGACUUCGAGCAUGCAUUUCAAUGGAUGAUGAUGAGCGUGCUUAGUGGG